AUGACCGAGAUCUCCUACUACGAUCAGCGAACAAAGAACCUCCACGUCAAGUUCGCUCUUUCGCCGCAAGCCAAGAAGCUCCUCAAGAUCGUUGACGACGUCCAGGUUGGCCGCGUUGAUGACUCUGAGCUAGGUCGCAUGAUCCGACAGUCGCCUGCUUAUCGGCAUGUCAUAUCGGAGACAAUAUCGAGCAUUGCCAUAUCCAUCGCGCAAAACCCACAAGACGCCGAGGCGGGUGCUACUUUGAUCCGACUACUCACCAAGAUCUUGCAAAUCGCCGACACCAACGCCGAGACGAUGCUUCCUUUCAUGAAGUUCCCUCCGGAGAUUCGAGGUAUGAUCUACCGUCACUAUCUCCCCAAAGCGGGAUUCUACGGCAAGACCAAGGCUAUGUACCCGGCAGACAAGAAGACGAACUGCGCGUGUAGCCACGAGGUACCAAACAGCUGGCAGAGAAAGACGUGGAAGAGUGACGAGCUAGCCCUCGCACUCGUCUCCUCGACGGUCCGUCAGGAGUUCAUGACCGCGUUCUACCGAGAUCGACUGUUCUUCUUCAACUGCACAUGCGAGAUGGAGCACUACCUGAGCACAAACGACGCACUGAGGCGCAACGUGGGGAGUAUCAAGUUCCACUGGUGCGGCCCUCGAGCCGUUACGGCCUUCAAGUUGCUGAAGCGCUGCCUGAACUUGACGAGCCUGACGGUGAUGCCAUCGAUGGCGACCACGCGCUGGCUGACGAAGAGGCAGCAAUUCUUUGGCAAAUUCUUCACCCAGUCUGGCGUUCGCGCGCGCCUGACUGACGCACUUGGCAUCGAUGAGCUUGUCGAGCUGCGUGGCUACAGCAAAGUUAGUGCCGUCCACUGUGGCACCCGCGUCAGCUUCCGUCGUACGAACGAAGAGCUUGCAAACCUGCACGCUCUGCUAAACAGUGCCUUGAAGCAGGAUAAGGAGGCCGACUAUGACGAAGACGAAGUGGAGUACUAG
This is a messenger RNA of Gaeumannomyces tritici R3-111a-1, 984 nucleotides long. RefSeq lists its product as hypothetical. The transcript is spliced from 4 exons. Bases 1 to 984 code for a protein of 327 amino acids. Lineage: Eukaryota; Fungi; Ascomycota; Sordariomycetes; Magnaporthales; Magnaporthaceae. The record is from RefSeq and is a predicted model, not a curated record.